Molecule: messenger RNA, 2023 nt
Organism: Dermacentor silvarum
Lineage: Eukaryota; Metazoa; Arthropoda; Arachnida; Ixodida; Ixodidae
Product: sodium-coupled monocarboxylate transporter 1-like
Exons: 15
Coding region: 288-1907 (539 amino acids)
Biological process (GO): sodium ion transport; transmembrane transport
Cellular component (GO): membrane
Molecular function (GO): symporter activity
Source: RefSeq, a predicted model, not a curated record
CCGGCAAUGCUCUCCCGUGGAAAGCCCCGCAGCGCAAAACUGCAGGCAUCGCAAAGCGUCACUUCACUCGCCGCGCGGCCACGUCGGAUGCAACGCCGUCGCUCCCGGAGUCUCACCACCGGCGACGACGUCGCUUUGCACCGCUUGGCCCCAAUACGCAGUGUGACCACAUCGGCGGUCAAGUGCUGAUCACUACCCGAGGAUUAGCCGACGAAACUACCACGUGCGAAUCGGCCGGUUUAGUGAUUCCUUUCUGCGUGACGUCUGCGGCAACUUUGAACAGAACCAUGCAAGCAGCGCACCUGGUGAGCCGGUUCACGGUCUGGGACUACGUGGUGUUCGGCGGCAUGCUGUGCGUCUCGGCAUCUAUCGGCAUCUUCUACGCCAUCAAGGGCGUCCGCAGUAAGGCCACCACCGACGACUUCCUGAUGGGCGGCCGCAGCAUGAGCGUCUUUCCCGUGGCGCUCUCCAUCCUCGCGAGCUUCAUGUCGGCCAUCACGCUGCUCGGAACGGCCUCCGAGAUGUACAUCUACGGCACGCAGUACCUGUUCAUCAUCUUCUCCUACUGCCUCGUCAUCCCGGCCACGGCGUACCUGUACAUGCCCGUGUUCUACGGCCUGCAGGUCACCAGCGCCUACGAGUAUCUGGAGCUCCGUUUCAAUCACGUCAUUCGAGCCAUGGGGUGUAUAACGUUCUCCUUACAAAUGCUCAUCUAUAUGGCGAUUGUUCUUUACGCACCGGCACUUGCACUUUCCCAAGUUACGGGAAUCAGCGUAUGGACGUCGGUACUUUCCAUAGGCAUUGUCUGCACUUUCUACACAAGCAUUGGCGGAAUGAAAGCUGUCGUGUGGACGGACGUGUUCCAAAUAUGCCUCAUGUUUGGCUCCAUGCUCAUGAUCGCCAUCCGCGGAGCGCACGACAUCGGUGGUAUGAAGGUCGUCUACAACAGGGCCUCCGAUGGCAACAGAGUCGAGUUCUUCAACUUCAGCCUCGACCCGACCGAGAGGCACACCGUCUGGGGUCUCUUCAUCGGCUGCUUCUUCACUUGGAUGUCGGUGUACGCAGUCAGCCAAGCAAUGGUCCAGCGAUACCUCACAGUUACCAGCAUGAAAGGGGCUCGAAUCGCCAUCUGGAUCAAUCUUCCUGGACUGGCGUUCUUGAUGUUGAUCUGUGCUCUGGCCGGCCUGGUCAUGUACGCCCGGUACCAAGAUUGCGACCCGCUGCUGACCAAGAAGGCGACAGCCCCUGACCAGCUACUUCCUCUCUACGUCAUGGACAUCCUCGGAAGUCUGCACGGAAUUCCUGGCCUAUUUGUCUCCGGCAUAUUCAGCGGCGCUCUGAGUACGGUUUCGUCCGGUGUGAACUCUCUGGCUGCCGUCACACUCGAAGACAUCAUCAAGAGGUAUAUCAAGAAGGACAUGAGUGACCGCUAUGCUACGAAUCUCACGAAAAUGAUCGCCAUGUCGUUCGGCCUGGUCGCCAUUGCUCUCGUCUACGGAGCCCAAAUGAUGGGCAACGUUCUUCAAGCUGCACUCUCCAUCUUCGGUAUUGUCGGUGGGCCGCUUCUGGGUGUCUUCACGCUAGGGAUCUUCUUCCCCUGCGCCAACAGCAUUGGCGCCGGAGUUGGCACCAUCACCUCCCUGGUGGUUUGUUUCUGGAUCGGCUUCGGCGCGUUCGCCACGAAGCCAGCGGUGCGCAAGGCCCCCGUCUCGGUGCUCGGAUGCAUCGGCGACUACCUGAACGCCACGGGACAGGACGUUAACAACAUCACCUACCCCAGGCCUGUCGACGUUGCUGACGCCAAUGCACGAUGCUGUGAGAUACGAGGCCUUAACCUCAGAGUGGGAGCAUCUGUGCACCUGCAUAGCUCCAUACGGUCACGCAAACUUGAAGCGCGAUUGCUCUGACGUAUCGCAACCCGCAUUGUCGCUCCUCAGCAACACGUGACCACGUAAAACACGGUGGCAAUACCACAAGGACAUCCUCUUCCUCUAUCGGAUAUCGUAUGUCUGGUACAGCAUGA